Ostrea edulis (European flat oyster) is the source of this 3320-nucleotide messenger RNA. RefSeq lists its product as uncharacterized. Gene Ontology annotation, molecular function: thiamine triphosphate phosphatase activity; magnesium ion binding. The record is from RefSeq and is a predicted model, not a curated record. The coding region runs from base 379 to 1632 and encodes 417 amino acids. The transcript has 4 exons. Lineage: Eukaryota; Metazoa; Mollusca; Bivalvia; Ostreida; Ostreidae. Gene Ontology annotation, biological process: dephosphorylation; thiamine diphosphate metabolic process.
AAUAAUCAAACACAUGGAGUGAGUUCAAGACCGCUGUUCUUCGAACAAGCACAAAAUCUUGCCGAUUCCGAACUCCGAGUACGCAUCACGAUAACUGGUUCGAGGUACAAGAACUGCAAGUAGUGUGAUUCAAGAACAGGCACGUUUGUGCGCACAUGUUCUCAUCAUUAGUGACUCUAACACAGGAGUUCGUAACACUAUAGCUUAUGACUCGGUCAAUCGAGUAAAUUUUAUUGACUUUAUUGAUAAAAUUUCGACUACUGUGACUCCAAGAACUGAGCAGGAAAACAACUGUCCUCGAACGUCGAUAUCGAACAUACUUAUGGACGUUUAUAAAAGAAUUAGCUCGGGGUUACUUUAUGCUUCUGGAGAUCUUGAAUGCAAAAUAAAGUAAUUAAAGUCCUGAAGAUGGAGACGGACAUGAGCUUAAGUUUUAUCGAUCAUUUGGAGAGGAAGGAAAGCUUUCCAGAGCGACCAAAAGUCCAGUCUCCAGACAAAAAGAAAAUGUUUGUACUGGAGGAUAUCAAAAAUGACAUGAAUGGCAAUCCAGAUGUGGUGAAAAAUGUGGAAGGUAACAAAGUUGUAAGGGAUGACUCUGAGGCUUUGCUGGAAGAGCUCCGUCGUUCUGACAAUACUAUAGGUAUGGAGAACAGAGUUCAAAUAUCCCAAUCACUAGAAGAUUCAGGAUUUGAAGAGAAGGCGGGCAGACCAGAAGCAGAGCGCAUUGUCAUGAAUGGUUGUGAGGACAGAAAUUUGACAACUUCUUCAGAUAACAGAGAGAGUACAAAGAAAUCCAGCUCCCUGUAUGAAUUUACUAGUGCCUCAUCCAUGUUCUUGUCUUACGAAAAAGUCUACAAAGGUACUGAAACUUCAACAGAUGAGAAGAGAGAUGCUGUGGUGACUGAAGCUGUUCAAUCUCCAUUGUCCUUGCAAUCAGAAAUGAUUAAGCAAAGCGUCCAGAAGAAUCAAGACACCUCCCAUACUCAACAGUAUUUAUGUCCUGGUGAUCCCAGUGUUUCCUUAGAAGAAAAUGAGGAGAAGGUCAUCACAGAUUUAAACCCCAAAUCAGACAAGUCUGUCACCAGCCAUUCUGAUGUUCAACUACAUCCUGUGGAAGUGGAAAGAAAGUUCAAAGUCACAGCAGACACCAAGAUUAAACUAGUAGAGUUUGGUGCUGAACUUCAUAAGGAAAGGGCCUUUCUUGACAGAUACUAUGACAACCCAGAUUAUUCCCUCACUUUAAAAGAUUGCUGGCUACGGCAAAGGAAUGGCUCUUGGGAAUUAAAGGUUGUAAGUGGAAAAUUAAUAAAAUUAGCUUCCCAAUAUCAAGAAAUUACAAAAAGUAAUGAGAUAGUAGAUUUUUUAGUCAACCAUUUCCAUAGAGCAGACCUCAGUAAUGUACCAAUCAACCAAGUUAUACAGAGACUGAACUUAGAACCUUUUGUGGAGUUUACAACAACGAGGCAAACUUACUUCCUCCCAGAAUGCACUAUUGACUUAGAUCUAACAGAUUUUGGGUACCAGGUUGGAGAAAUUGAAGUCAUGGCAUCAGACACGUCACAGAUCCCACGAGCCCUCAACACCAUCACCCUGAUGGCUGAGAAGCUUGGAUUUGAGAGUUUUCAGAUGUAGGAGGGAAAAACAUGUCUUGGUGCAAGAAGUGUAACAGGUUUAAAUAAUGAAGUUUGUGCCGGGAAGAUUCCACACUAUCUAUAUGACAACCACCACCACCUAUAUACACGACUCCUGGACAGUGGCAUCAUACCUCCUGUGGAAGAAAUCUAGACGUGAUUAGCUUCAUCCAUGUAACCCAUGUAUAACCAAACACAGAUAUGCAUGCUUUAUAGUUCAGUUAUAUACAACUCCACUGCUGUAGAUGGAAUAAAGCUUCAUCCAUGUAAUCAAAGACGGCGAUAUCUUCGAUAUUCAUGCUUUAUAUCUUAGAUUAAUUCAGGGGUGGCACACCGUAUGUGUACUGAUGUUAGUGGUGCUCAUAAUGUGCCACAGUAGAAUAGUAUAGCAGUGAUAGAGAGCAGUAGUGAUGGUGCUAAUUUAGAUCUGAGCUUAGUAUCCGUGACAAUCGUUUGGCACAGAUUUUGGAAUAAGCUAGAAUUAGUGCACAUACAGUGGUGUCACUUCCGUAUACUUGUAUAUGAUUUAGUUCAGUAUAGGAUUAAGUUUACAUUCACAAGAUACUAACAAAUGAGGGGAAUAUGAAUUGUUGAUUGUAAAGAUAUGACAAUCGCGAAUGAGGUUGUUAAUUGUUAUCAUUGCUCUGUUGAUUUUAUUUUAUGGUGAAAAUUAUUUUGUUGGUUUAUAAAGUUCAUCUUUUUUUUUUUUGUCAAUGUUUUUUAUUCAUUUUAUUUCUAUCAUUUAGAUAUAUGUUUUUACAUUUAUUACACAUUUUCAGAAAUAUUUGCUGUAAAAUCAAGCCCAUUUAGAUUCUUGUAUAAAGAGAAAUUUCACCCCAUGUUAUUUUCACCCAACGAUAUUUGAACAUGAUUUUACCCAGAUUUCAAUUUACCCAAAGUUGUGUCUUGCUGCUUUUAGUAAAUGUAUAGUCACCCAGAUAUAAAAUCACCCAUUUAGGGUAAUGGUGAAAUGUGUGAAAAUAAAAUGGGAACAAAAUUUACUCUGUAUGUAGUAUUGCGUCUAAACUGUAACCUUGAAUGAAAAUCUUGAAACUUUGUUCUAACACACCAUUAAGCAUGGUGUGUGGCAUAUUGGUAGAAUUAAACUGCUAUUCUUAAAUUUGUUAGCACACUUCUUUUGAUCUUUGAGAAAUGACUUUUAUAUAGAGAAUGAGUUGAAUUGUCUAAUGAAUUGUUCUUCAACAGUCUUGUGCUUUCUUGCAAUGCUUGCUAUCUGUCUCAAUAUAAUGUGUCCACCUGUAGUCAUCUUUUACCUUUAUGGAUGAUCAUUGAUGCCACAUUGUGUAUUUGCAAUCAAGAUCUGGUGUAUCUGCAGAAUUUAAUGUUGAAUAAUGAUCUGUGAUACUGUUGUAUGCUUUUGUAUGUAUAUAUUUAUUGCCAAUUCCCUCCGAUUUCUUGUUGUAAUAAAUUAAUACAUGUAUCUUUAGUAUCUUUACAAUGUGUUCAAAACGAUUCAUCUUAUUUGAGUAUCUCUACUUUUGUAUCUGAUUUAUGUGUACUUGGCAUAAACUUUGGGACUUUGUCAUAAUGAAAAACUUUAAUUAAUUUGUUUUCACUCCAGUCUUUAUGUGUUGUACAUUGUACAUACAGCUGAUACUAGAGUACCUUUUCAGUUGAUAAUACUUUUCUAUUGGAUCUCUUUCCAUUAUUAAAUAUUUAUGCCUGGCA